Molecule: messenger RNA, 2639 nt
Organism: Arvicanthis niloticus (Nile rat)
Lineage: Eukaryota; Metazoa; Chordata; Mammalia; Rodentia; Muridae
Gene: Klhdc1
Product: kelch domain containing 1
Molecular function (GO): protein binding
Source: RefSeq, a predicted model, not a curated record
GCCUCCGCCAAUCUGGACCCUCCUCGCGUUCCGUUCGCGCGUGCGAGCCGGCGCCGAGCUGGCUGGGCCCCGGAGGGCGGAUGGCGGACUCGCAGGCGUUCUGCGUGGCCGAGGAGCGCAGCGGCCACUGCGCCGUGGUGGACGGACACUUCCUCUACGUGUGGGGGGGCUACGUGUCUAUUGAAGACAAUGAGGUGUACUUGCCGAACGACGAAAUGUGGACCUACGAUGUUGAUAGUGGGUUGUGGAAGAUGCACCUAAUGGAAGGGGAGCUCCCUCCCUCCAUGUCGGGAAGCUGCGGGGCUUGCAUCAAUGGAAGGCUCUAUGUUUUUGGAGGCUAUGACGACAAAGGAUACAGCAACCGACUUUACUUUGUCAAUUUACGAACAAGAGAUGGAACUUACAUCUGGGAAAAAAUCAUCAAGUUUGAUGGACAACCACCCACACCACGUGAUAAACUUUCCUGCUGGGUGUAUAAAGACAGAUUAAUAUAUUUCGGUGGUUAUGGGUACAGGAGGCACAGUGAGCUUCAAGAAUGUUUUGAUGUCCAUGACGCAUCUUGGGAAGAGCAGAUAUUCUGGGGGUGGCACAAUGAUGUCCAUGUGUUUGACACGAAGACGAGGACAUGGUCUCAACCAGAAAUUAAAGGUGGAGUCCCACCACAGCCACGAGCCGCGCAUUCAUGUGCAGUUCUGGGAAAUAAGGGUUAUGUCUUUGGCGGACGCGUUUUGCAAACCAGGAUGAAUGACUUACACUAUCUAAACCUAGAUACCUGGGUCUGGUCUGGAAGGAUUUCUGUUAAUGGAGAAAGUCCCAAACACCGGUCAUGGCACACUUUAACAGCAAUAGCUGAUGAUAAGCUUUUCCUAUUUGGUGGACUAAGUGCAGAUAAUAUUCCACUAAGUGAUGGCUGGAUUCAUAAUAUAAUAACAAACUGUUGGAAACAACUUAGACAUUUACCUUACACCAGGCCCAGGUUAUGGCACACAGCCUGUUUGGGAAAAGAAAAUGAAAUAAUGGUAUUUGGUGGGAGCAAAGACAACUUACUUUUCUUGGAUACAGGUCACUGUAAUGAUUUAUUGAUCUUUCAAACACAGCCCUAUUCACUGCUCAGGUCUUGCCUUGACUGCAUUGGGAAAAAUGCUAUCAUUUUAAAAAGUCAAAUAUCUUUAUUACCUCCUAAACUUCUGCAGCAAGUCCUCAAAAAAAUAACAUUUUGGACUGCAGCUAAUUACCGAAAGGAGCAAAGAAUCCGAAAGGAAGAGACAGAGAAUAAGCAGCCGAGGGUCAGUAGCUGCUGAGCCCGUGAAGCCCAGUGUGUCUGUGUGUUUGCAUCAGACCACACAUUUCACCCUCCGCUGCAGUGAAGCCUGGAGUGGAGGACACAGUGGGAAACAUGUGUUUUGCUAAUGUGAUUACAUGGUACAGGGUAUAUGGAAAUAAGAUGUGGUUAAAGAUUUAUCUGUGUGUUUGUUUACUGAUUUGCUUUUUAAAAGAAUAAGUGUUCUUCCUGGAAAUAAGUACAGUAACAACAGAUCUUAACUCAAUGUGUACUCUUUUCUUGAAAUAUUAUAUAAAUUUGAAAAACAGAAAUUGCUCUAAGAUCUUCAGAAAUCCUGUGACACAACUGUGGAUGUAGAUAUAAAAAUAUUCCUAAUUAACUUCCAUAUGUUAAGAUCACCUAAGUGUCUCCUUAAAUAGCACCAUCAGAACUUUUCGUCCCUGUUGUUGAGCAGGGAAGCAUGUUUACUUGGUUCUGGCUUCACCCUGCUAGGACCAUAUGAGUGGAGGUUGUUUUGUCUACCAGCUUUGAAAUAUUGGGGUGUGGGUUAUUAGUAGCUUUUGAGACAUGGUGAAAUACACUUUGCCUUGGGAAACGUGUUUCUAAAGUAUUAUUUGUGAGUAAUGUGUGGUGAUAAUGUAGUAUUUUUGACUCUCUGACCUCCCCCACCUCGCUUGAGCUGUGCUGCUCUACAGAUGGAUGCUCACACGUCCACACGCUGACAUCCCCUCUGCUGCUCGUAGCACCCGUUACCCAGAAACGGGAGACCACACUGUCACAUUCCUCAGAAUGGUACUUAGGCCAUUUUGGGACCCCUUUUUUUUCAUAUUAUUUGUCUUUUCCUUCCAUUACAAUUAAUUACUAAUGGGUUCAAUAUAUGACGUUACCCCCUUCACUGUCACCAUGUAAGUUAUUUCUGAGCAUUAAAAUGCUGGGAGAGUAUAUUUCUAUAUUGUAUAUAAUUUAUAGUGAAGACCGUACUUCAUUAAACUGUAGAUAUGUUUUAUACAUGCUGUAUUUGGAUGUGUAAAGCUUCUAUUUAUGUGUUGGAAUAGAUUGUGUUUACAAUUUAUUUAUUGAACACAGUAUAGAUUUAUUGCCUCACAGCUUCGUCAGUGUGGACCAGUCAGUGUUCAUUUCAGUGUGGCGCUGGCAACAUGGCUCAGAGUGCAAAAGUGCUUGCUGAGAAAGCCCAGUGGACCUAUUUCCAUCCCUGGUACCAACAUAAGCGGGGAGGAGAGAACUAAUGCCAUAAAGAUUACUCUCUGACCUUCACGUGUUUGCCGUGGCAUACGUGCCCAAGCAUACAAUGCAUGCAAUACAAUAAUAUCAAAUAAAUAACAAAUUUUUCAGUGUG